Messenger RNA from Mytilinidion resinicola, 720 nucleotides. RefSeq lists its product as uncharacterized. The transcript is spliced from 4 exons. Lineage: Eukaryota; Fungi; Ascomycota; Dothideomycetes; Mytilinidiales; Mytilinidiaceae. The coding region runs from base 373 to 594 and encodes 73 amino acids. The record is from RefSeq and is a predicted model, not a curated record.
CGCGCAUUUCAGGUAAAGCUCAAUUCUGCUGAAAUGCAUCUUCCUCCGCGUUAGCACCGCUUUUAACAGCGCUUUCAUCAACAGCACUUACAAGGUAGCGCGCCUCCUACUGCCUGACUUAAUAGAUUCAGUUGAGCACCAAGAUGUGCUUGGGCGUACUGCCGCAUGCCAUCCACUCUAUGUGCUGAGCUUGAUUGAGAGCCAGGGACAUCCGUGUUCAGCCCAUCUUGUCUUGUGACCGCACUUCCCUGGCUGUUUCGUGGAAUCAGGACUCGCCAGUUGUUGGACUUGCGCGAGAAAGUUUGUUUCAGGUAGUGCCUGCUCCGCCGGAACGCUCGGCGCACUAGACGAGCUCUUGUCCCCUUGGAUCAGAUGAUGUCUGGAGCGCUUCUUUGGCCUCUCGGCUUCUUCUAUCCCACUUUUUGGAGUCUCAAGAUCCCACACGAUCGCUUUCUGCUCACUACUAGCGGAAAGACCAGUACAUAUAUUGAUAAGCCUCUCGGCGAGUGCAUGAUAAGGCGUCGACGCCUCUGGGAUACCGUUGCGUUGAAGGUUUUAAAUUGCUGUGUUAUAGUCCGGACCACUCUUGGGUAGAUUGACUUCCCAUGCCCUAACCCCUAUAUUGUGAGGAAGAAAGAAUACGGCACCAAGCCCGCCAAGGUCCUUCGCGAUGCUCCGGUACCUGCUUCCAGCAGAAAUAAAACCGCCGAUUUCUUUAGC